CAUUCAGAAUUUUGUUAACUUUAUUUCACUUUUCUGAGAAUGCUUUAAAUUAUUUUUCCAUGGGAUGCUCAAAAUACCUAAUUUGACGCUGAAACUGCAUGUAUCGGAUAAAAAGAUUGUGGGUCGCCUGUGGUGGAAAUUGAGCUUUUAGUUCAACAAACAUGGCGGCCCUGUCGAAGGAAGAAUACCUCAAGCGCUAUUUAUCGGCCCCAACCGAAGACGAACCGAAAAAAAAGCGAAAAAAGAAGCCUAAAGCGGUAGCAAAGCUACCCAGGUCCGUAAUAGUCGAUGAUGAUGUCGCAUGGAGUGAUCUUAAACCGAAGAAUCCUGAGAUGAAACAAAAAGAGUUUGAGUUUGACACGGCUGGCGAAGACGCGCCCGUGGUUUACGAUGAAGAUGGAAGUACUAUGAUCUCUACUGAGCUUUAUAAAAAGCGUGAGGAGGAUCUAAGGUCUAAAUGGGCGCCUUUGGGAUCUGAUAAUAGUGCAAGUUUGGGCGACGGUUCUCCUCAAAGGCAAAAGACACACGGGUUAUUAGAUUUGUCAAAAGCUGAAACAGACGACAACUCUCCUUCAAGACGAAGAAAUCACGGAAGUCCUAGCUUGUCACCAUCACGGAAGCAGAAUCUCAGUGUUAAUACAAAAACCUCUAAGAUGAGAAGUGGCGGUGAUGUCAGACGGCAAUGGCAUGAUUCUGACUCCUCCCCUCCGAGGCGUCAAAGACAUGACAGCCCUGAUGAGUCACCUGUCAGACGUCAGCGGCAUGAUUCUGACUCCUCCCCUCUGAGGCGUCAAAGACAUGACAGUCCUGAUGAGUCACCUGUCAGACGUCAGCGGCAUGAUUCUGACUCCUCCCCUCUGAGGCGUCAAAGACAUGACAGUCCAGAUCAGUCUCCUGUCAGAAGGAAACAGCAUGACUCAUCUGAUUUGUCACCCCCUCGAGGAGGUAUUCAAAAUGACUCUGACCAGUCUCCGCCUCGCAAGCGCCCAGGGUCUGACGCUGAUCUCUCUCCUCCCCGUGCCAGGAGGGGAAGUGAUUCGGACCAAUCACCACCCAGAAAAGGGAUGGCAGGGCUCCUAUCGGCAGGUGACCUUAAGAGAGAGAAUGAGAUUAAGCGUAAACGGGAAGCCGAGAUGUUUGCAUCCAUGGAUACUGGCAUUUCUGGACGAGGGGCAAAGACUGUUCAUCGUGACAAGUCGGGUCGUAAACGUGAUCUUGAAGCAGAAAAAAGGAUAAAAGAAGAGGAAGAAAGGGAGAAGGCUAAAGAUGAUGAAAAGUUUAAGCAAUGGGGCAAAGGUGUUGUACAGACUGAGAAAGCUAGACAAAGGCUUGAAGAGGACUUGCACGAGAUGGCCAAGCCAUUGGCACGCUACAAGGAUGACAAAGACUUGGAUGCAAUGCUGAAAGAACAGACAAGAGAAGAUGACCCCAUGCUUGCAUACAUGCAGAAGAAGAAGGCAAGCUCAGACGUCAAAGCAGGGAAAAAAGCUAAACCUGUAUACAAAGGCCCACCUCCUCAACCCAACAGAUUUGGAAUCCCCCCUGGUUACAGAUGGGAUGGUGUUGAUCGCUCCAAUGGUUUUGAAAGGAGACGCUUUGCCAUGAUAGCAAACAAACAAGCCACAGAUUCGGUUGCCCACAAAUGGAGUGUAGAAGAUAUGUAGAAACUUUUCUAUGGUGGUAAUAAACGAUAUACUCUUCUGUGCAUAAAGUGUUGAAGAUUUUUAGGCAGUCUGAUACCAUCAUGCUGGCGUUUGCUGGUGUCCCAAAGGCCCCAUAUAAGUAAAGGAAACCCAUGAAGAUUUGUAGAAGUGCAGUCUGAUACAUCAUGCUGGCAUCCCAAUGGCCCUUUAUAAGUAAAGGAAACCAAUCUUAUUCUAAUCUGGGACAAAAAUAAACUGCUUUAUUGUACAACAUGUCCCAGUGAUAUCAUUUUUUAUUAAAGUUAUUGUUCAGGC
This is a messenger RNA of Nematostella vectensis (starlet sea anemone), 1958 nucleotides long. Its product is annotated as BUD13 homolog. The coding region runs from base 162 to 1664 and encodes 500 amino acids. Gene Ontology annotation, molecular function: RNA binding. Gene Ontology annotation, cellular component: RES complex; U2-type spliceosomal complex. The record is from RefSeq and is a predicted model, not a curated record. The transcript is spliced from 4 exons. NCBI's taxonomy places the organism in Eukaryota, Metazoa, Cnidaria, Anthozoa, Actiniaria, Edwardsiidae. Gene Ontology annotation, biological process: mRNA splicing, via spliceosome.